UUUUAAAAAGCACUAAACCUAAAACCUACAGGAGGUGACCUGUAAUAUUGGGCAACUCUCCAGGUUCGCGCUCAGUGGGACUUUGAAGGCUCUUCGUUGUCUGGCAAAACCCGGGUCACAGUGCGCAUGUCAGCAUGGAGGGUCACAGUGCGCAUGUCAGCUGUGGUGGGUACCUACCUCGCCGGAAGUGGAAGUACGUCACGGACAGUUUCAACGGCGGCAGAUUUGAAAAGCUGCUGAGACGCGAGAUCAUCAUCUCCAGCACCAUAAGAUAAAAGCACAAAUCAUGGGAGUGCAUGACUUAUGGCAGAUUUUGGAGCCUGUCAAAGAACAUGUUCCAUUACAAAAUCUCAGCGGGAAAACAUUAGCCGUCGAUAUGAGCUUGUGGGUGUGUGAGGCUCAGACUGUCAAAGCCAUGAUGGGAACCGUCAUCAAGCCACACCUCAGAAAUUUGUUCUUCCGUGUCUCAUCUCUCACUCUGAUGGGUGUGAAGCUCAUAUUCGUGGUCGAAGGGAAUGCCCCAAAACUUAAGGCAGAGACUAUGAGCAAACGGAAUGAGGCAAGAUGUGGAACAUUCAGAAAACCAGACAGCUCUUCAGUUCGAAGAGGAAGAUCACAUUUUCAAUCCAUUCUUAAAGAAUGCUGUGAGUUGCUGGAUUGUUUGGGGAUCCCGUGGGUGAAUGCAGCUGGUGAAGCCGAAGCUAUGUGUGCCUACUUAAAUUUUAACGGCUAUGUUGAUGGGUGUAUCAGUAAUGAUGGUGAUACCUUCCUGUAUGGAGCUAAGAUUGUGUACAGAAACUUCACUAUGAACACAAAGGACCCACAUGUGGACUGCUAUAAAAUGUCAACAGUGAAAUCAGAGUUGGGUCUUGAGCGAGAUUCACUCAUUGGAUUGGCCAUUCUGGUUGGAUGUGAUUAUCUGCCAAAGGGAGUUCCAGGAGUUGGGAAAGAACAGGCCAUGAAGCUGAUUGAGAUACUGAAUGGAGAAAGCCUUCUGCAAAGGUUCCGGCUUUGGAAGCGAGAGUUUGACGGCGCUGUUACUCAUGAUACAGUUAUGAAAAAGAAAGUCCACUGCUCAUUGUGUCAACACCCACGUUCAGCUCAGGAUCAGGAGCACAGAGGUUGUGAAAUUUGUGGAAGCACCCAGUUAUGUGAGAUGAAAGGCAAUGACUACUGCUGUCCUUGUGACUGGCAUCAGGCUGAGCAGGACAGGAAAGUUAGUGCUGUGGAGAACAAUCUCAAAAAAAAAGCAAGAGUUUGUGUACACUUUCCAUUUGAGGAGGUAAUCAAAGAAUUUCUUGUCACUAAAGACAAGAUGAUUCAGAACAUUCACUGGAGGAGGCCAAAUCUACUUUCCAUUCAGAAUUUUAACAAGAAAAAAAUGGAAUGGCCAAAACACUACACAUCUGAGAAAGUAUUGGUGUUACUCACGCACCACGAUAUAAUGGAGAGAACAUUGGGAAAGCGAGAUCCUUGGCAUUUACAACCAAUAAGAAUCGUCAAGACAAGAAUUCGCAAUGGAAUCCCUUGUUUUGAAAUUCUAUGGGAAAAACCAGAAAACUAUGUUUACUCGGAUGAUCAAUCUGAAGAUUCUCAGUAUUCUGUAACAACAAUAGAGGAUCAGCUUCUCUUUCAAGCUGCGUACCCAGAUGUCAGUGCUCUGUUUCAUAGACAGAAAGCUGAAGCUGAGGAGAAUAAGCAGAAAAGUAAGAGCAAAAGGAAAGGCAAGGCAAAGCCAGAGUCUGAUGAACUUGCAGAGCAACUGUCUCAGAUGAAUCUUCAGCUCCCCAGUAGUGGUGAAGAGAGUAACCAAUCUGUUCAAAAGCGUGUAAAUCAAAGAGACAAUCCGAUCAAAUGGUCUCAUCCCAAUCCUAUUGGCUCUUGCACUCUGUUGCCCAAGUUCUCCUGUGAAGAUCCUGCAAGUGAAAUGGCACAAAUUGCCAUUAAUAGCAUUACAGAAUUAGGAAAAGCUAACGGUGAGCCUUUAACCCUUUUAGCAGCAGAGAACAAACUUGAUGUCUGUGCCUUGUCCCCUUCUAUGUCUGUGUUGGUUGCAGAGUUGAAUUUGAGUGGCAUUGACUGGGGGGCUACUUCAUUUGGCACACCAACAAACGCUCAGGUUGCUAGCAAAAUAACUGAAGGCUGUUGUGGAUCUUCAACUUUUACUAAUGAAUUGAAGGAGGACAAGGUAUUGAAGGUAAAUACUGCAUCAUCAAAACAUGAGCCUGUUCAAAUCAAUACUAAACAAUUACUCCAUAAGGAUAUGUCUGGGCAGCAAGAUCCAGAGAACAUGUCUUUAAGAGAUCGAAUUCUACUGAAGAAUUCACAUUCAUUUUUUUCCCUUGGAUCGAGAUCCAAUUCAGACGCUGGCCAUAUCCUGCUCUCUGCUGUUCAGAAAGGUGGUCCUGAGUUUGUCAGUGAAGAUAAACCCAUCUGCAAUAUUAAACCUCUGAGUAACAACAAAAUGAUCCUAGGCAGUAAUAUUUUAGAAAAACAACAUACUGAGCAAGAGCAAAUAUUAAUUCACAGUUCUGAAGAGGAUGCAACAACAACAGUGAAACCAUUUACUUUGUUGGACAAGCAGAUUCCCAGAGACUCAAGUGAGAAGAACUUUGGAGCGCAUUCCUUCCAAACAUUAGAAUCAAAUAAUGUCCCAUUUAAACUGCAGAAAAGUAAAGUAGAGAAACCACACAGAGAAAAACUGGUGGCUAAAAAUAUUCAAACAAAGAACAGUGUCUGUCACAAGGUGUAUUCCUCCAGCGAUGAUAGCGAUAAUGAGAACUCGGGACACCGAAAACAAAAGCCUAGCAUCAAAUCUCGGACUGCAGUAAGGACUGUGGAAAAGUGCAGCCAAGCAAUGUCUUGGCGUGUCAACGUUAAAUCCAGCUGCAGUAAAGCAGGUUACACUGGUGUUAAUACUGGAAGCGUUAAACCUAAAGUAGCAAGCUAUAGUAGUGCAGAGAAAAAUGAGGAAGCACAGCUAAUGUACAAUGAUAGCAAGGCUACCACCGCAAACACAUCUCAGAACAAGUUGUCUGCAGUGUGUGAAAGUAGCAUUGUGCAGCAGUGUAAGGCCGUACAGCUAAAAUCAUGUCCAAUCAAUGUGGAUACUUCUAACUUGAGUGAUGGAGAAGAUUCAGUUAUACUAAUAGACAGCCCUCUGCCACUAUCAGAAAGGCUGAAGUUUCGACUCUAAAGCAUUUGAACUGUCAAUCAAUUAGAAUAAAAUUGAGAUUCUGGUAUUCUGUGUACAUCUAUGAAUUUGCGUGUUUUUUAUUUGAUUUUCCAUAUUGGCUCUAAUUUGUUUACAAAUGUAUAUGUUUUUCAAGAUGUUCCAAUAAAAUGGAUAAUCAAAUUCUCUUUAAAA
Callorhinchus milii (elephant shark) is the source of this 3367-nucleotide messenger RNA. RefSeq names its product GEN1 Holliday junction 5' flap endonuclease (gene gen1). The transcript is spliced from 14 exons. Bases 287 to 3196 code for a protein of 969 amino acids. The record is from RefSeq and is a predicted model, not a curated record. Gene Ontology annotation, molecular function: 5'-flap endonuclease activity; four-way junction DNA binding. NCBI's taxonomy places the organism in Eukaryota, Metazoa, Chordata, Chondrichthyes, Chimaeriformes, Callorhinchidae.